AUGGCUCGCGCUAGGGUACCUGGUGUUCACCCCGCCAAGGCGUCCGUUCGAUUGUUGUCCACAACACCAGCAAGAGCCAUUUGGAUGCCCAAUAUUGACAGGGAUUCGCUUCCGGAAGAUGAUCCUCGCCGCAUGGAAGCAUUCGAAGAUGAAACCGACGUGGUCAUCAUCGGUGGAGGUCCCGCCGGUCUGUCGGCCGCCAUUCGAUUCAAGCAAUUAGCUAACGAAGCCGGCAAGGAUUGUCGUGUCAUGGUGGUUGAAAAGGCUGGUGAAGUCGGCGCUCACAUCCUCAGUGGCGCGGUAUUGGAACCCAGAGCUUUGAACGAAUUGAUCCCUGACUGGAAGGAGAAAGGCGCCCCAUUGAACACACCCGUUACCCACGACAGCAUGCGUUUUCUUACCUCGACCAUGUCUAUUCCUCUUCCUCACCCACCGCAUAUGAAUAACAAGGGCAACUACAUUGUUUCGCUCAAUAACUUUGUCAAAUGGUUGGGUGAACAGGCCGAAGAACUGGGCGUCGAAAUCUAUCCUGGUUUUGCCGCCAGUGAUGUUCUUUACAACGAAGAUGGCAGUGUUCGCGGCGUGGCGCUCAAUGAUGUGGGGCUUGACAAGAAUCUCGAACCCAAGGAUACCUACGAGCGUGGUAUGCACAUUAACGCUAAAGUAACCUUAUUUGCUGAAGGGUGUCACGGUUCGCUCUCCAAGGGACUAUACAAAAAAUUCGAUCUGAGAAAGGAUAGUCAAUGUCAGAAAUACGGUAUCGGCAUCAAGGAAGUGUGGGAAGUGUUGCCUGAAAAGCAUAAACCGGGCUCCGUCACCCACACCAUUGGCUGGCCAAUGGAUAUGCAUACGUAUGGUGGAAGUUUCAUUUAUCACUUUGAACCCGAGCGACAUCUCGUGUCGAUUGGUUACGUAGUGGGCUUGGAUUAUACCAAUCCCUAUCUGAGUCCCUACAAGGAAAUGCAGCGAUUCAAGCACCAUCCUAUGGUGAAGGAACUUUUGGAAGGAGGCAAAUGCAUUUCGUACGGUGCGCGAGCUUUGAAUGAAGGUGGUUAUCAGUCGAUUCCAAAGUUGGUGUUCCCUGGUGGUGCGUUGAUUGGAUGUACAGCCGGCUUUUUGAACUUGCCCAAGAUCAAGGGCACUCACACCGCCAUGAAGUCCGGUAUGCUUGCGGCAGAAGCGGCUUACGACACCCUGUUUGGCACUGAGGAAGAAGUGACCGGUCCUAUUAUUCUGAACAAUUACGAAGAAAAAAUCAAGGAUUCGUGGGUGUUCAAGGAACUGUACGAAGUGCGCAAUUGUAAACCCUCGUUCCAUUCGCCGCUCGGAUUGUACGGAGGUAUCAUGUAUUCCGGUUUGGAAACCCUGUUGUUGAAGGGACGUAUGCCGUGGACCUUUAAACACAAGAAUGCAGAUUGGGAAGCCAUGGUGCCAGCAAGAGAUGCCAAGCCGAUCGAUUAUCCUAAGCCUGACGGUGUCAUUUCAUUUGAUCUAUUGACCAAUGUCUCGCGCAGCGGCACCAAUCAUGCCGAAAACCAGCCUGUUCACUUGCGCAUUCGCAAUAAGGAUCUUCCCGUGGAGCGAAAUUUGGCUGUGUUUGAUGGUCCUGAGAAUCGAUUCUGUCCAGCUGGUGUGUAUGAAUAUGUGGAUGACGAAGAAAAUCCUGGACAAAAGCGAUUGCAAAUCAACUCUCAAAACUGUGUUCACUGCAAAACUUGCGAUAUCAAGGAUCCCUCACAGAACAUUGACUGGACCGUCCCCGAAGGCGGCGGAGGUCCUCAGUAUGUCUGGACUUAA
Molecule: messenger RNA, 1797 nt
Organism: Radiomyces spectabilis
Lineage: Eukaryota; Fungi; Mucoromycota; Mucoromycetes; Mucorales; Radiomycetaceae
Exons: 6
Coding region: 1-1797 (598 amino acids)
Biological process (GO): electron transport chain
Cellular component (GO): mitochondrial inner membrane
Molecular function (GO): iron-sulfur cluster binding; electron-transferring-flavoprotein dehydrogenase activity
Source: RefSeq, a predicted model, not a curated record